AUUUGUGGAAUGGGGACGAAAUACAUAAUAUAUAAUUGCAUUGAAUAAGUAAUGGCGUACGUUCACUUUCAUAUCAACGCCCUGUAUAAGCAAUAAUCGGACAACUGCAAUAGUAAUUAUAGUAUAAUAAUAGCGCAUCGUAUAUAAACAUCGUGUAAGACGGUCGUGGGUGUACCUACGCACAAAAAAGUGUACGCAGUGGCGGAGGCAGCGUGUGUGUGUGUGUGUGUGUGUGUGUGUGUGUGUGUGUGUAAAAAAGAGUAGGGCCGAGGCGGCGGCCGCACUGUACGAACUGGUCCAGCCGGUCGUGACGGCGGUAGCGUAUGCGAGCGCUGUCGAUAGUGAGCGAGAACGACGACGGGGCAGACGUUUCGCCGGCCGUGGAUGCCGGGCGCGCGAACACGGUGUCCCGGUCAGUUGGGUUAGGUUAAGCGAGAAAACCAGUUGGCGCGGCGCUUGCACCACUCUUCGAGCCGCGCAUACGCACGCCAACCGUCACCACUGUCAGGACCACGCCGCCAGCCUAAACACACCACUACUGCGGCACUCUCUCUGCACCGCCCCGUGCGCCACACGGGAUUUUCUCGCACGCCCUCGACAGACACUUCGGACUCAUAAAAUAUAAUAAACGAUCAUAGAGGGACCGUUCGCCGUUUUCGUAGGGAUACAUACGCCACGACGAGUCAAUUACCACGGGUCCACGAACAUUUACGUCCCUUCGUCAUCGCGAAGAAACCGUUUCUUCGCGGCAACGAACGGCCGUAUACAACCGUGUUCAAUUUUUUUAUAUACCAUUAUACGAUAAAAUACAUUUAUAUUAAAGCCGGCCCACCUCCACUACCAAGCUGCAACUGGGCACCGUACUACGCAAGGGAGAAGAAAAUAAAAAUAUCCUGCCGUUCGCUCAACAGGUGUCUGGUAAGUACCCGCGCGUACUAAGAUUGUGUGAUUAGCGUGAACUCUAAUAGCCGCCGUAUACGGUACGCACGACGAGUGUACUGCUAGCGAAACGAACGUGCAUGGCGCGUCUACCAGCCGCGGCGUGGUACCUACUGCCACUGUGCGCUACGGUUGUAGUCGUGGGAACGCUCAAGCAUAAGCAACAACAGCAACAGACGAAAAGAGACAAUCUGUCUUUGUGGAUCGACGAGCAGCAAGUGAAAAUGUACAGUGGUCUUAAAAUGCCAAUAUAUGCAAUUAUGGAAGGUAAAGUCACUCCAUAUAUUUUAGACAAAAAUUUUGAACAGUAUUUGCCCGUUAUUCCAUCAGAAGUGGGUUACGUCAAUUUCACAUGGAUGUCUGGAAACAAGAAAUACUUUUAUGCGUUUGACAUACUGCAAUCAGAUGAUGAAAAUAUACUUGAACCACCCACAGUAACUAUAGAGACCAAAGGACAAAUACCUAGAAGACCCAAAGUAUUUAGGAUCUUGUUACCUUGUUCGGGAAACAAUUCGGGUAUUGCCAGUUUCAGUAUACGACUAAUAAUAAUGAACAGGAAAGGUCGUGCUCUUCCCGAUACACCAUUAAAAGUGAAACUAAGAAAAGAGUGUAUGGUUAGAGGUACAAGUAAAAGUACAAGUCCAGACUCAGAAUGUGAUAAAAAAUGUGAAAACAAUGGUUGGUGCAACGCAGAAAAAAUAUGUCAGUGUCCAGAAGGCUACAUGGGACAAUACUGCAAAACUGCUUUGUGUUAUCCUCAGUGUAUGAAUAACGGUACGUGUGUGGCACCAGGUGUUUGUCGAUGUCCACUAGGUUUUCAAGGGCCACAUUGUGAAGGAGGUAUUUGUACAGAGAAAUGUCUAAAUGGUGGAAAAUGUAUACAAAAAGAUACAUGCCAAUGUCCAAAAGGAUUUUAUGGUUUACGGUGUGAAUAUUCUAAAUGUAUUAUACCAUGUUCAAAUGGUGGCAAAUGUAAAGGAGUUAACAAAUGUAGAUGUGUUUAUGGUUUUAAAGGAGACCAUUGUGAAAUUGGUCAACCUAUGCCACAACAUUUCAACUGUAAGCGGCCAUGCCGUCAGGGCUAUUGUACAGCAAAUGCAACCUGCAGAUGUGAACAAGGAUGGUCAGGGAAAUUUUGUCAGAGAAAAGUACCAAAGCCAAAACAAUAUAAUCAUAGAUCAGAAUAUCAACAUUCUCAUAAAGAAGAUGACGAUGAUGAUAUGGAUGAUAUAGAUUAUGAUGAAGUACCCAAAAGUCACCAUUGAUUAGCACAAUACAUGUAAAAUUUUAUAUGUUUAAAAAAAUAUUACCUAUAGAACUAAUUUAUCUGUGAUUUGUAAAGUAUAAUUAAAUAUUGAAAUGUACAUUCAUUAGAAUUUAAACCGAUGUGAUUAGGUAAGUUUUUAAACACUAAAAUAAUCUAAUGAAAAUAAAGAAACUAUUAAACUAGUCUAAAUAACUAA
Sipha flava (yellow sugarcane aphid) is the source of this 2402-nucleotide messenger RNA. RefSeq names its product protein shifted-like. Gene Ontology annotation, biological process: anatomical structure development. Lineage: Eukaryota; Metazoa; Arthropoda; Insecta; Hemiptera; Aphididae. Gene Ontology annotation, molecular function: signaling receptor binding. Bases 1020 to 2204 code for a protein of 394 amino acids. The transcript is spliced from 8 exons. Gene Ontology annotation, cellular component: cell surface; extracellular region. The record is from RefSeq and is a predicted model, not a curated record.